Mesocricetus auratus (golden hamster) is the source of this 329-nucleotide messenger RNA. Its product is annotated as major allergen I polypeptide chain 1-like. Gene Ontology annotation, molecular function: steroid binding. Bases 51 to 329 code for a protein of 92 amino acids. Lineage: Eukaryota; Metazoa; Chordata; Mammalia; Rodentia; Cricetidae. The record is from RefSeq and is a predicted model, not a curated record. Gene Ontology annotation, cellular component: extracellular region. The transcript has 3 exons.
GCAGUUAUAGAAGGGGCCAGUGCUGGGGAGGAGCACCUGCCACCAUUACCAUGAAGCUCGCUGGUGCUCUUGUGUUGCUUGGGGCUGCCCUGCUCCUGACCUCAGGGGGAGACUGUGGCAUUUGCCCGGCUAUAAAAGAGGAUCUUGAGCUUUUUCUUGGCCCAUCUGUGGAUGCCUAUGUCAACUUUGUGAAGAAAUACAAGGAUGACAAUUACACGCUGGAAAAUGCUGAAAGUCUGAAGAAAUGUACUGAUAACAAGUUGACAGAGCAAUACAAGGAGAGUGUACACAGUUUGCUGGCGAAAAUAGAAGCUAACAGUAACUGUUGA